AUGGCGCUGGGCAGAUGCAUCUGGGAAGAUCAGUGGGAACCCUCCUGGUGUGACCUCAAGUUCAGUUCCACGGUCCCCUUCCUGGAUGACAAGGGCGCCUCUAUAGCAAGUGUGGGCCUGGCCCUGGCCCAGCGGGAAGGGCAGGCAGAGGAUGGCCGUCUCAGUUGGACCUUGAAGAGUGAGCCUCUGAUUCGAGACCUGGGCACCUGGCUCCUGCUCUGUACUUGUGCCUGCUGGGGGGUUUCUGUCUCUGAGGAGGCAGAAGGGCCAUGGGCUGGAACCUUCACCUGCCUGACCAACAACAUCCUCAGGAUUGAUUGCCACUGGUCUUCCCCAGACCUGGACCCUGGCUCUGGCCCCUGGCUCCUCUUCACCAGCAACCAGGCACCUGGCAGCAAGCACAAGUGCAUCUUCCAGGGCAGCACCUGCACCCUGGAGCUGCCCCCUGAGGAGGUACUCUUGCCCUCCGACAACUUCACCAUUACUUUCCACCACUGUGUCUCUGGGAAGGAGCAGGUCAACCUGGUGGACCCACAGUUCCUGCCCCGGAGACAUGUUAAGCUGGACCCUCCCUCUGACCUGCACAGCAAUGUCAGUUCUGGUUCCUGUAUCCUGACCUGGACUAUCAGUCCUGCCCUGGAGCCGAUGACCAUGCUUCUCAGCUAUGAACUGGCUCUCAAGAGGCAGGAAGAGGCCUGGGAGCAGGCCCAGCACAAGGACCGCAUUGUCGGGGUGACCUGGCUCAUUCUAGAAGCCAUCGAGUUGGACCCUGGGUCUACCUAUGAGGCCAGGCUGCGUGUGCAGAUGGCCAUGCUGGAGGACGACGUGGCUGAGGAGGAGCGUCACGAGGGCCAGUGGAGCGAGUGGAGCCGACCUGUUUGCUUCCCCUCGCCCCAGCGAGGAGGCCUUCCAGUCCCAUCCUGGGGCUGGCUGGACAGCAGGUUUAUUGCAGUGCCUGUACUUCUCCUUUUGACUGGCCUGACCUACCUCCUGUUCAAGCUGUCAACCAG
This is a messenger RNA of Sciurus carolinensis (gray squirrel), 1010 nucleotides long. Its product is annotated as interleukin-9 receptor-like. Gene Ontology annotation, cellular component: external side of plasma membrane; membrane. NCBI's taxonomy places the organism in Eukaryota, Metazoa, Chordata, Mammalia, Rodentia, Sciuridae. The transcript is spliced from 9 exons. Gene Ontology annotation, biological process: immunoglobulin mediated immune response; cytokine-mediated signaling pathway. Gene Ontology annotation, molecular function: interleukin-9 receptor activity; interleukin-9 binding. The record is from RefSeq and is a predicted model, not a curated record. The annotation marks the transcript as partial.